Molecule: messenger RNA, 5253 nt
Organism: Durusdinium trenchii
Lineage: Eukaryota; Dinophyceae; Suessiales; Symbiodiniaceae
Source: the annotation of a GenBank genome assembly
AUGGUCAAUCAGCUUUGGCAGAAACUGAAGGUUGUGAACGGCAUGCGCAGCCGUUCAAAAGGAGGAUGUGAAUACGCGCCGCUGUGUGUUCUGGACAGUGUGCUCCUAGCAGACAACUGUCGCUCGCUUGAUUCCGAGAUAGACCUUCUACGUGAAGUGGCGACACACACUGCGUAUAAAGCCAGAGCAACCUUACGCAUGCUUUGUCUGGAAAUGCCAUCUGAAGACGUCGCACGGUCACGCGUGCGUUCACUCCUCACCGACAUGGGUGUUGAGAGUGGGCUAUGGAGCAUGCCAUCGCUCAAGGAUGAUGGCAGUGUUGUGUUCCCUGAAUCCUUACCUUUGGGAGACAUCGACCACAUGCUUCAUCAUGUAAUGGAGGAUGCGGAAGCCGCUUUUGCCAUUGACAAUCCUUACUGGACAGCGUGGGACAACCAAAUAAAAGGGUUAUCAAAGUUCUUUUCCAAGAGAGAUUGCUGCGAUCGAUAUAUUCAGAAGCAGGUAUUGGAGAACAACAAACUAUCUCAACACAGCAAGCGUGUAAUUGCAAGGCUUUUUGACAUGACCUGCCCUACACAUUGUCGAACACGGUGGCACUAUGCUUUUGAAGUCAUGCGGUGGGUAGCCGGAAGAGAAAAGCUCAUUGAGUACUUGGAGCCUGCUUCAGCAACAAACGCAGAUGACACUUCAACAGCAGAAGCUGCAGCUUUGCAGCAGCUGGGCACAAGUUCCGAACAACGAUUGCGAUUUUGGGCAAUCUUCUGGACAUAUUACUCCCUCCAGAGCUGGGGAUUUGGGGUAUACCUUUACAUGCAUUCAUGCCCGUGCCCGGAACAUCAAAACCAGGAGUCGAAACUGCAGUUGCUUAGGAGGAAGCCGUGCAAGUUGAACGGUCGACAACUUAUCAACCUGUCCAAUGGGAAGUGCUCCUGCUUCCUUUCUGAUCUGAAAGCACUUCGUUUGGAAGCCAAUCAGAAAGCUUCUGACGCAUUGUCACGGCUGGCUCAAGUGGAUGCAGAAUGCGAGAGGAUCAUCAAGCGCAGCUUUGAGACCGCAAAGGGUGCGAUGAUGCUUCGCUUUCAGCAGGGGACAAGCUUUUAUGAAGAGUUUCCUUGGAGUCUCCCAAAGCUCAUGACAUUCAUUCUCGUUGGUGAGGGCGACAGGGAGGCUGCAAUCAAGGAAUCACGUGCGUCAGCAGCUGAGCUGAUCAGACUCUACCGUGCUGGCUCCCUCCAACAAGGCAUAUUUGCGGACAAGUUCUUUGCUGCAGGACUACCUCUGGCUGCUGAAUUGGCUGAGUGGGCAUUUGGCUCCCAUUGUAUGCAAGAUGGAUUGUUUCAUGAACUGCUAUCUUACGCAUUUAGCUUGGUGGCCAUGCAAAGACUGGAGAGCCGUCAUCAUUUGGUCAAUAUGCGUGUGUCGCCAGCCAGAGCAUCAAGUGCAGCAUAUGUGUCAGCCAAUCUUCGAAGAACUUUGAACAAUGAUGUCAAAGAGGAAUCGUUCAGACAAAAGUUUGAACACUACCUUCAGCACUUCGAGGAGUUGGUUCCGGAAACGUGGCAAAGCAAAUGCGAAUUGCACAAGCUCAUCUCUGGCCAUUCAUUGGCACUUAUGUUUCAGGAUGUGUCUGCUGACUGUGCUUUGGUUCAGGCUUAUUCAUUGCCACCUCGGCCCCGUCGCAAUGAUCUGAUCUUGAAGAUGCAUGAACAUGUGCGGGUUGCUUUGGCGCCCGGAAGUUGUUACGCCGUGCCUGUCAGUCAGACCGACACAGGUGCCACAGUCUACAUGAUUGUCAAGUUGGUAGACAAGCGGCCUGAUGCUAAGAAAUACAUGCAACGCUCUCUGCAGUGGAACACAAAAGCUGAUCCUUGGCACGAUUGUGUUGGGGUGAUUGCUCUGGGAACCACAACAGUGGAGCCUGAGUCUGAGUGCGUCCCUUGUCAAGAUGGCAAGGUCGAUCUACUGCCUCUGCCUGCAGACACGGAGGCUGAUGUUGAGAUGGGAAGUGUUGAAGCUGUGCAGGUAGAGACUUUUUUCAAGUACAACUUCGACCAUGUCUACAAAUUCCAAGAGGCUGUUCACACUUGCAAGCUAUCAGAAGACGCAAUCUGUGGACGUAUGGAAGAUGAGGAUGACACAACUGACAUUGGAGGGCUCGACAAUGUUGUGCUCAGCAUGCGAAACAUUACCAGAAUAUUUGGCUCGGAAUGUACUGGUUGUGCAGAGACUGCAUUUCAAAGCGCAGCACAUCAUUUGGGCUUGGAUACAGUCUUCCGUUAUGCAGCGGAUAUCGAUGGUGAAUGUCGAAAGGUCUUGACCACUUCCUUUGAUAGUGAGUCGUGUGUGUUUGGUGACAUUCUGGAAUUGCUUCCUCAAGAUCUUCGAACAUCUGUUGAUGAGAUGGUAGAAGAGAAGGUGGCAGUCUUGAAGAAUGAGCUAUGUGAGGCUCUGGGUAUGGACUCAGAGAUGAUCAAGGCUAUGCGCAAGCUGCCUUGCGUUGCGGUCUUUGACAAGUUGUUUUCAAAGUCUGGAGUUCUCAAGAAGAAACUAGGAAAUGCACACAAGGGUUGGACACUACAGGGCUACACAGAGGACAAAGGCUUGGAUGCUUAUCGUAAGCGUUUUCCUGGUUUCAAGAUUGCUGACCUCUACCAAUCACCAGAGUCGAGACCUAGGUGUAUGGAUUGCAAGGAAGCAAUUGGCGAUGGCGCUGAGCGGAAGUUUGGAUCACUCUUUAAAUGUUGUGACUGCCACUCUAGCUAUCGCUAUUGCAGGGAUCACAUGGAAGGCUGGAGCAAGAUGUCCCCUGAGGAAUUGGAGCAGUUGGAGAUCAAACGCAAGUGCAUCUUGAUGAAGAACAAGUGGCUGGACAAAAUAAAGGAGCUGGACACAGAGAUCUCAGUCAGCUUGUCCCGCGCGAAGAAGUAUGAUGAAAGUAUUGAGUUGGCAAACUUAUUGAAGUCCAGGUUUGAAAGGCUGUUUGCGAUGGGGCCUGAUGUGCAAUUGUCUUCUAUGACUUCCGACAAAGACUCCAUCAUCGCUGAGUUCGACAAGAGCAGCGCCGUGUCCAAGCUAAGCCCACUUUCUCAUUCCCGGCACAAGACGCUCUUGGCGCCAACGAAGCAAUCUCUUCAGGACUAUGACAAGACCAUGGUCUCAUCAGAGCAAUCCGUUCGGAAAGCACUUGUUCAACUGGACAAAACCAUCGACACUUUGGAAGCAGCCGAAGAGCAACGCCUUGAGCAAGAGCGAAGGAUGCAAGAACUAAAGCGCAAGAAGCUGAAUGCGAUUGAGGACAAAAUGAAGCAAGCGCGCAGGAAGGGCAAGGAACAGGCAGAAAAAGAUGUUCGUGCUCAUGGUUCUCAUUCUUCAAACGACGAAGACGAACCUGAGGGAUCUGUCGCAAGCAGCAGCAGCAGCAGCAGCAGCGACGAAGAGGACGAUGAGGACAAGAAGGGCGAGGGAAAGAAGGAUAAGGGCAAGAGUGGCAAGAGCAAGGAUGGCAAUGACCAUGACCAUGCAACCGCUGUCGAAUGGAGACUUCUUUCAGAUGCCGAUGCCCUGUCUGAGGCCCUUCUCAGGAUUCCUUUUUCAACUGAGCAUCGAGACUUUCUAGCCAAGCAGCCCUAUCUCAUUCGACUGGGUGGUGGUGAGGAGCUGAACUUGGAUGUCGCUGUGUAUGAUCAGGACUUAAUCCGCUCUGCCCGUAGCAAAGAUGGUGAGCACUACAGCCAAACGAGGUUGCGUUCAUUCUUGCAACAGUCACAUCGCCCCGCGCACUUGGCUGUUUACAUUCGCGAGCUGAUGACUGGGUACAACAAGCUUGAUGAGUUGCUCCCAGACGAUGGUGAAGAAUCGCUUGCGCUUUUGAAAGCAUGCGGGGGACGCAUCAUCGCGGCCGGUGACAAUUGGCAUUGGAAUGGGGCUGUUGUGAUCCCUGCGGGCUACAUCAUCUUUCAUGCCUCAAAAGGACUUCUCCCCGAAGCCUUUCUACCUACUCAGAUGAGCAAAGAUUCUUUGAGCGAUGGAUGCUCGCUUUAUGUCUUCACUGGUCUUCCCAUGAACUUGAUGAAUGCGGAGUCUUUUGAGGACCUCCUCCAAACAGUGCAACUUGCAAUUCAUACUUGUGGGGACAAGAAGAUCUGGGCAAUGCGCAAGGAGGGUCUCUCAUUGGGAUUGAAGUUUCUCAAACAGUUGGCGCCGGCUGCCAACGUGAAGACUGAGACUUUAUCUCCAGGCAACAAAUCCAAGGCUGGUGGUUCGGAAGCACCUCAGGACGCAUCCAUGCUACGACCAGAGGAUGUGGCAGACCUUGGAGAGGAGAUCUGGGCGGAGCUGGAGAAGGCUAAAGCCCACCAAUUCUUUCCCGCAUACUUGCAAGAGCUUCUAUCUGAAGUGGAUGAGGACUAUGAAUUUGGACAUGAGGACGGAGAUCCUGCGGCUGACUUGGGGCGAGAUGAUGCUGAUGCCAGACCGGCCUCCCUUGAUGUGCCACCAGAAACUGAAGCCCCUGCACUACCUGCUUCAGGCUGCGCGGCUGCGGGUGAGAUUGCAGCUGCAGCUGAAGCGCCUUCUCAGGCAGAAGAGCGUAAGACUGAAGCUGCAGCUGAAGCACCUUCUCAGGCAGAAGAGCGUGAGCUUGAUCCUCCAGCUCCAGCCGCGCCAGCAGCAGAGUCAGCAGAGCAUGGUAAGCUGAUGUUGGACUACACAGCGCGGCCAAAAAGCAUCAGUGAUAUCCGACGCUUCUUGAAAAAGAAGGGAGCACAAACUCUUGCAGAGGAGCGUGUUCGUGCGCUUCAGCAUCCCAUGUUCAAGAAGUACUCCUCUGCAAUGCUACGUGGAGAGUCUAUGGCUUCUUGGGGUGUCAUUGAUGGUGAGAGUGACACCAAGGCCUUGCAAGAUUUGCGAGGUUUCAUUGUAUGGUUGCAUGACAAGAGUGGUUUGUCCUCAGAUGAACUGCAUGAGACACGUGAACCUGCUCAAGAAACGGAAGCUGACAUUACUUUGGAGUCUUUGGCAGCAAAGACCGCCACGCAGGCAGUCCUUGAUGCUCAAUUCGUUGAGGUUGACCCCAUGUAUGAACACUUGCCGAAUCCUUCCUCAGAUGCAAUGGAUCUUUUGAACGCAGGGCAUGGUGCGAAGCCAACCGCAGCCGCAGCCAAGGAGCAAGAGCAAGUUGCGCUACCAUCUACUCCGCAGGUGGCUAUCCGUCGGCGUCAGACAACCAAGAGCCCCGCCCCGUGUGCUGAGUGA